Molecule: messenger RNA, 661 nt
Organism: Ilyonectria robusta
Lineage: Eukaryota; Fungi; Ascomycota; Sordariomycetes; Hypocreales; Nectriaceae
Exons: 1
Coding region: 39-215 (58 amino acids)
Source: RefSeq, a predicted model, not a curated record
CAUCGGCACGGCGUACGCUAUCAUGGGAUAGAGAGAGCAUGACCUGGAAGAAUCUGGCGAAGGUUGAGUGUGUGGGCAACUGGAUGCGCGAGGGUAUUAUCGUACCCAGGUCUCACGGUGGCACGGGCGUUAUUUCGAGCGUUGCUGUUGAAUUUAGUGUUGAGACAGAGGCAGAAGACUUUCUAGAUUGGGUACUUUCUUGUUCUUUCUUCUAGCCCACAAGAAUUAUAUGUGGUUUAUCUGGAUAUCAACCUUGCUAAAGUGGCUAUGUGGCUGUAUGGAUAUCUACCUGGAUAUAUCGAUAUCCAGAUAAUUUCUCCCACUUAUCUGGAUAUCGAUAUAAGGGCCAGAAUUUCGGUGGAUAUCGAUAUACGCAGGUCUGGAGCGUAUCCAGAGUCUUUUUCUAUUUCCCCAUUUUAGAGUCAAGUAGCGGGAUGAUUGAGUGAAGGGUGGCAUUUGAGACUGUCCACUAGAAUGGCAGUAUUUUCCAUUUUCCAAAGGGCGAGCAUAUUCAUGGCGAUGCAAAGGCUGGGUCUUCCUGUUUUCAGCAGGCGAUCAUAUAUAGGAGUCGAGAGGAAUCAAUAGAAUCAAUCCUGUUGAUCAAUCAAUUGGUAUCUUGCACUCAAGAUGAAAAAAGGAAAACCUCGGAUGUAAAGUGCCG